Messenger RNA from Megalopta genalis, 1952 nucleotides. RefSeq lists its product as uncharacterized. Gene Ontology annotation, molecular function: protein binding. NCBI's taxonomy places the organism in Eukaryota, Metazoa, Arthropoda, Insecta, Hymenoptera, Halictidae. The record is from RefSeq and is a predicted model, not a curated record.
CCGGGCAUAGUUACUGUUCAAACUUUGUCCAAGAUGAGGGCUCUCCUAGGAUCGGCAGUAUUCGCUGCUGUUUUGGUCUCUUGUUUCGCAGCCUGUCGUCCGGGAUUAAAUGGUCUGAACGAUCAUUAUCAGUGCGAAGGACUGAACGAUUUGGCGAACUUGCAGGUACCGGCCACCGCGAAAGGGAUCAGCAUAAUAAACUCGAACAUCAGCAGAAUAAAGACCGAUGCGUUCAAGCAAUACCCCUCGUUGCUGGAAUUGAACAUAACCGAAUGUAAAGUGGAAGAGAUCGAGCCGGACGCCUUCAGAGGCCUGGCCAAUUUGCAAGUGCUCGGCUUGGUCGGCAACCGGAUCCGGAAGAUCGACGCCACGUGGAUCCGGGGAAUGCCGGCUCUGAAGUCGUUGGACCUGUGGCGGAACCGUAUCGUCGCCGUCGACGACGAGUUCUACGAACUGCUGCCGGAGCUGACGGUUUGGGACAUAGCGUACAACGAGCUGAACACGUGUCUGCCGCCGGUGAUGCUGAAGAAACUGACGAAACUGCGGCGGAUCUUGAUCGCCGGGAACCCGUGGAAUUACCGGUGCCGAUCGUCGAUGACCUGGUACUUAGGCAGCAAUCACAUUCGUUUCAUCAAGGACUGGAGCAUCAGCGAUCUGCUGAUCGAGGAAUGCCUCGCUCACGAGCCGGGCGCGGAGGAGGACGACGCCGUUUUGAAUAAAUGCGUGGACCGGAAGGUCGGCUCGUCCGACACUUUGCCGUAUUCCGUGGCCGGUUUGAACGAGCAAGUUCGCGAGCUGAGGAAGAAGGUCGUCGAUCUGGAAGCCGACGUUGCCGCGUUGAAAAAAUCGAAAAAUUAAUCGGGAAAGAUUAAUAAAAGCUCAGAGCUUCGUCUUGAACAAGAGGAAGCUCCAGAAGCUGGCAGAUCAGCUGAAAGUAUGAUUUAAACUCGUUUUUCCCGAAACCACGUUUUUCCUUCUUUUUUAAUUGAUUGCCAUGACAUCUCAAGAUCUAUUCGACCGAUUUCAUCGAACAAGCUCCCAUUAGCUAAAACGCGAAGUUGUCGUUUUAAUUCAUGACAUAACUAAGAAGCUCGAUAGAGCACCCUUCGCGUCUUCGGUACAGUAAUAAAUUCUCCCUAAUCGACGCUCAGUUGUGCACAAAAAUGUACAAUUUGCACAACAAUGUAUAAUUGUUGAUGUGUCGCGCGUAAUUUCGAUGAUUAUCGAGGUAUCGAGGAUGAAACGGUUCUUUCUGUCUUUCCUUUUUUGUGAUUCGAGAAACGAUCUGUCGGUAGUAUCGGCAGAUUUGCGAUCCGCGAGGAAAUAUUUACGUUAAAAUACGCCCGUGGAAAUUUUUGACGUUGUUUAUUUCGUUUACGGAAAAGCGAUUAUUUGCGUUAUUCUCGUUUAUAAAAUAAUCGAGAUCGCAUGACUCUGUUAAUAACAUUGUUAAUAUGCAUUGUUGGGUACAUGGAGUUCGUAUUAUUUUAAAUAUAUGUUUACGAGUAAUAGUGUUCGAGUAUUAUGAAUGAAUGCUAUCCGAGUAUUAUAAUUGAUCAUCUGGUAUUAUGUGAACUAUGUUACACUUGAAAUUUUGUUGGCACACGUUCUUAAAUAUACGAGCCUGCGUAUUUUUUCUUUUUAAAUUUUUUUUUUAUUUUGUUAACAUUUUUAUAAAAUUUGUAGUCAAUUUUCUUUUUUUUAAAAAAAGCUUUGGAAACGAGAAGGAGUCCUUUACGAUAUCCUAACUCUUUAAGUAUUGCGGAACUGUUUGUUCGAAAUUAGAUCCAAGCACAAGUGGCGAAAUUUGGUGCCUUUUGGGUGAAACAUCUCUACGAAGAAAGUUUGAAAGUUUUUUUACUAGUAAAAAAAUUAAAAUUGAUUUCUACUAUAACUAAUUGCAAGAUCGAUGUACAAUGGACAAAUAAAACAGUGAAGAAGUGUUACACGGA